Molecule: messenger RNA, 546 nt
Organism: Striga hermonthica
Lineage: Eukaryota; Viridiplantae; Streptophyta; Magnoliopsida; Lamiales; Orobanchaceae
Source: the annotation of a GenBank genome assembly
AUGCCCUGGCUUGCAGUCCCAUUUUCCGAUACAAAGACACGCAAAAAACUGGACAAGGCGUUUAGUGUCGAUGGGAUACCUCAUCUCGUGUUUUUGGAUUACAGUGGGAAAUUAUUGUCCGAGGAAGGCGUACGAAUAAUUCAAGAAUACGGUUCGGAAGGGUACCCUUUUAACUCCGAAAAGAUAGAGCAGCCCAAGUUACAAGAAUUUGAAGCUAGGAAGAACCAAUCGCUUAAGUCAUUGCUUGCAUACGUGGACCCUCUUCCUUUUGGAGUAAUUCCAAACAACGACCAGAUCGCGACUGAGGAUCGCAGGAGGAAAACUUUGAUCGAUAAGGUUAUCGUGGAGACAAUACAGGAUAUGGAGCAUACCCAAUUGGCUACGAUUCAGGGCCAUCAAGCUUUGCAACAAACACUUCAGGCCAGCAAGCAAGCUCUACUUCAGGGCCAUUUGGGUAUACUUCAGGAUAUCAAGCUCUAUUUCAGGACACGCUUUAAGCUAUCCAGCAGGCCAAUCGAAGGACAACAACAUUACUUCAAGUCAUGA